UUCACAGUCGAGACAUUGAAGAGAUAACACGUCUAGCUUGUCAGAUCUCUUUGUUUUUCCUUCGAAUCCACUCCGAACGAUGUCUGGAAUUUACACCAAGAAAUGUGUGGACGACGUCUGGGAUAGUUCGGAAGGCGCUCUUCCUUACAAGUUGCAGCGGAUAGCCGAGGAAGAGUUGGGAGAGACAUCUGCGAAGAGAAAAGAAUCCCUGGAAAGACUUUCAGAACUUUUGGAAGGUUUUUCGCGUCAUUUUACAGCAGAGACGGAAGUGAAUUCUCAGAGAGACCCUGCCUUUCUUUUGCGCUUUCUGCGGGUGCGAAAGUACGACGUGGAAUCGGCCCUGCGAACUAUUAGGAACUACUACAGAAGCCGAGUCAUCAGCGCGUCGUCUUACCAGGAAUUGCUUCCAAGCAGAGUGCCCCCAGCUGCUCGCAAUCUUGUCAUGACUUUGGCGGACACGGAUCGCCAUGGGAGGCUCAUUCUUCUCUGCCGACCAGGCAUAUGGGUGCCCGAAGAACUACCGUACGCUGAUUUUCAUCGCGCUUGCCUGCUCUGUUUGGAACAAAUGGCGCUGAAUCCCGUGGCACAAACUUCCGGAAUCGUUCUAUUGGUUGAUUACGCUGAGUUCACGGCUGACAAGAUCUUGUCCGUGAAUAUAGGGCUUGUUAGAAAAGCCCUAGGAUAUGUACAGGAUGGCAUGCCGAUGCGAUUGAAAGCAGUCCACAUUGUAAGACAGUCAUAUGCUUUCGACAUGGUUUUCGCUCUCUUCAAACCCUUCAUCAAGGCAAAAAUGGCUGAGCGGUAUCGUUUCCAUGGUGAAAACUUUGAGAAGCUUCACGAGGAAAUACCGCCGAGCGCGCUGCCGGUGGAGUACGCCGGCCAGGGACCACCACUUGACUUUGAGGCGUACUGGAGACAACUCGACCAGCAAGAAGAAUUUUUGGCGCAUGAAAACACCUUCGGUUAUGCCACUGAAAACAAAGAUGACAUGCUGGCCGAAUGUGACACCCCACGUGAUUUGAAUACGUUUUGACAGGAAGAGCACCGUCGAGGGGACCGCGUAACUUUUGUUUUUUCAUUAAAUAAAUGAAAUAAACUUUUAGAUAUAACA
This is a messenger RNA of Rhipicephalus microplus (southern cattle tick), 1111 nucleotides long. RefSeq names its product alpha-tocopherol transfer protein-like. NCBI's taxonomy places the organism in Eukaryota, Metazoa, Arthropoda, Arachnida, Ixodida, Ixodidae. Gene Ontology annotation, molecular function: phosphatidylinositol bisphosphate binding. The record is from RefSeq and is a predicted model, not a curated record. Gene Ontology annotation, cellular component: membrane.